Babesia ovata is the source of this 240-nucleotide messenger RNA. RefSeq names its product membrane-associated progesterone receptor component 1-like protein, putative. Bases 1 to 240 code for a protein of 79 amino acids. NCBI's taxonomy places the organism in Eukaryota, Apicomplexa, Aconoidasida, Piroplasmida, Babesiidae. The transcript has a single exon. The record is from RefSeq and is a predicted model, not a curated record.
AUGGCUUCUCAAAGGGAUGAGCGUGAGAUGAAAGCGCCUGCAGGAGGGGAUAAAAAAAGGGAUCUGUCAAAGUGUGUUUCUACGUGUCCGGACAAGGAUGAUGAAGAUGACAGGAGAACGGACAAGCUAAAGCAGAUGAAGGAGUGGAAGAACCGUUUUGAUGAGUUUAUGACGUAUACUCACACGGUACUUAACGACGUACUUGGCGACACUCGGCCGGAUGCGACUUCGUCGUUGUAA